AGAUAUGGCCUCAUCGGUUCUAACGGUUGCGGUAAAUCCACUCUUCUAGCCGUAAUGGCCAAUCGAGAGCUUGCUAUCCCGGAUCACGUGGACAUAUUCCUUUUGCAGCGUGAGAUGCCCCCAAGUGACAAAACCGCUUUGCAGUGCGUCAUGGAAGUGAACACUGAACGUCAGCGCUUGGAGAAAGAAGCUGGCGAACUCGUUUUACGUGAUGACUCGGAAAGUCACGAACGUCUUCUUUCGGUAUAUGAACGAUUAGACCAUUUGGAUGCAGACAAAGCAGAAGCGAAAGCUGCAGUUUUGCUUCACGGCCUUGGAUUCACUAGGGAGAUGCAGCAAAAGCAGGUUAAACAUUUUAGCGGUGGUUGGCGCAUGCGUAUCGCCUUAGCUCGCGCAUUGUUUGUCCGACCAGCUCUGUUGUUGCUGGACGAGCCGACAAACCACUUGGAUUUGAACGCCUGCGUGUGGCUCGAACGUGAAUUGACCAACUAUCCACAUUGUCUUGUCAUUAUCUCCCACUCGCAAGAUUUUCUCAACGGAGUUUGCAACACCAUCAUAUUGAUGCACAAUCGGAAGCUUACCUACUUCAGUGGAAAUUACGAUCAAUACGUUCGCACUCGUUUCGAACUGGAGGAGAACCAGAUGAAGCAGUACAAAUGGGAGCAGGAUCAAAUUGCAUUCAUGAAGAAUUACAUUGCCCGAUUCGGUCAUGGCUCCAAGAAGCUAGCUCGUCAGGCCCAAAGCAAAGAGAAAGUCCUGCAAAAGAUGGUCACCGGCGGUCUGACGGAACGCGUUCAGACUGACAAGACGCUCACUUUCUACUUUCCGGAUCCCGGGACCAUUCCACCACCAGUUAUCCAAGUUCAACAAGUCAGCUUCCGAUACUCCCCUGACAAGCCGUGGAUUUACCAUGAUUUAGAUCUGGCCAUUGAUCUCGAUCGGCGCGUGGCCUUGGUUGGACCCAACGGAGCUGGAAAGUCGACUCUCCUCAAAUUGAUUGCAGCUGAGUUGGAUCCCACAGAUGGAUUAAUACGACGGCAUUCUCAUCUCCGUAUUGGACGUUAUCACCAGCAUCUUCACGAAAUGCUAGACAUCAAUAUGACUGCAGUGGACUGGAUGAUGAAGGCCUACCCGGAAAUUAAGGAAAGAGACGAUAUGCGCAAGCUCCUUGGUCGGUAUGGCCUUACGGGAGCUCAACAGAUUUGUCCUAUUCGCGCACUAUCUGACGGCCAACGGUGCAGAGUUAUCUUCGCGUGGCUCGCCCAGAAGGCUCCUCAUCUUCUUUUGCUGGACGAACCCACUAACCAUUUGGAUAUCGAAACAAUCGACUCUUUGGCCGACGCCAUUAACGACUUUGAAGGUGGUCUGCUCCUAGUCUCACACGACUUCCGGCUUAUUUCUCAGGUUGCGAAAGAGAUCUGGGUAUGUGCGAAUCAGACCAUUACCCCUUGGGAUGGGGAUAUAUUUUCUUACAAGAAACACCUUGCGAAGGCUGUCGAUAAGGAACUGUCUCGUCUCAGCACCGCUCAGGAACGAUGAUUCUCGUUACACACACUAAGAGAAUUUUUUGUCGCUUUCCCUCUAGAGUUUCCUCAAAUACACCGGUAUAUUUCUUACCCAUGAA
This is a messenger RNA of Dicrocoelium dendriticum, 1624 nucleotides long. Lineage: Eukaryota; Metazoa; Platyhelminthes; Trematoda; Plagiorchiida; Dicrocoeliidae. The record is from the annotation of a GenBank genome assembly.